Messenger RNA from Suillus subaureus, 729 nucleotides. RefSeq lists its product as uncharacterized. Bases 1 to 729 code for a protein of 242 amino acids. NCBI's taxonomy places the organism in Eukaryota, Fungi, Basidiomycota, Agaricomycetes, Boletales, Suillaceae. The record is from RefSeq and is a predicted model, not a curated record. The transcript is spliced from 5 exons.
AUGGUGCCCAAGUCGGUAGCAUUUGCAGAUAACCAGAGCAUCUAUGUGUUCGGGCUCUAUGAUGGCAACUUCAUGAAACUGAAGGAUGAAGAUGGCGACAUAGUGCAAGAAAUUAGCUGCAAAUCAGUGAUUGGUCAUGCUGUGGUGUACUCCAAGCAGGGCAUGUUUGUUGUUGAUAAUGCAACAGAUGGCUUUACAUUAUAUCGCCUUGAAGGUGAUGGUGAGCCUGUUCAAACGUUUGCAACUGGUUUGCCAAGUGUAUCAGUCCCGAAGCAAGUGGCAUUCGGGGAAGACAGCAAGGCACGCGAUCUCAAUGGCCGCUGCACAAUUGCCAGCACUUCGCCCAUGCUAGGGCGCGGGAAAACUACAAUCAAGAUAUGGGCAUAUGACUACACAGUGCCGAAGGUAUCCAAGGCACCCUCAGGGGAUUACUGGUCCCUGUCGCACAUACCGGUUAUGUUGACACAACUACUGGCACUGCUAUCUAUGAGCAUCUUCCUGCUGAUAAAUUAUAGAGACAGCUUUUUACAUGUCCAAGCUGCCAUGAUAUUUGACAAGUAUGUAGAUUUCCAGAAGGACGAUAAGGAAGGGCCAACCAAAGGAUACGUCAAAAAUGACAUUAUGAUGCUCCAGGAAUUAGUGGCAAAGAUCAUGGAGCUAGCUCAAGAAGUGGACGGAGCGAUUGACAAAGAUGACCAUAGGGACAAGCACAAUACUAAUUACCCAUGA